Messenger RNA from Saccostrea echinata, 2004 nucleotides. RefSeq names its product TAR DNA-binding protein 43-like. Gene Ontology annotation, cellular component: nucleoplasm. Gene Ontology annotation, biological process: regulation of gene expression. The transcript is spliced from 4 exons. Gene Ontology annotation, molecular function: RNA binding. Lineage: Eukaryota; Metazoa; Mollusca; Bivalvia; Ostreida; Ostreidae. The record is from RefSeq and is a predicted model, not a curated record. The coding region runs from base 45 to 1301 and encodes 418 amino acids.
CCCCAAUUGAACUGCUGACACUGGAAGGUUUUCAAAAGAAAAUCAUGUCAGAACAAUAUAUUCAGGUCUCAGAAAGUGAAGGUUACGAGCCAGUAGAAAUACCAAGCGAAGAGGACGGAACCCUUUUGCUGUCAACGUUAUCGGCACAAUUUCCAGGAGCCUGUGGUCUGAAGUACAGGAAUCCACAAUCUGGCAAUUUCAGAGGCGUCAGGCUCAAUGAAGGUUUCUUGUAUCCUCCAGAGGGAUCAUGGGGAGAUGUUAUUUACGUGGUGGUAUUCCCUAAAAUACCUAGCGUCCCACAGGAACAAGAAGAUAAUCAGAUUCACUACAUACCUAGCAUUUGUGAUAAUAAGAGAAAAGGAGAUGAUAUAGAGAAUCCAGGGUCCAAAACUCGACGUAUGGACCAGAAAAGAUGUGUGGAUCUUAUUGUGUUGGGAUUACCUUGGAAGAGUACAGAAGAGGACAUGCGCAAAUAUUUCUCCCAGUUUGGAGAGUUAUUAUUAGUUCAGGUAAAAAGAGAUGGCAAAACUGGACAGUCUAAGGGGUUUGGUUUUGUGAGAUUUGCUGACUUGGAAGCACAAGCCAAGUGUCUGUCACAGCGACACAUGAUUGAUGGAAGAUGGUGUGAAGUUAACAUCCCUGCCUCGAAUGAACAGAGUGGACCACCAAUGAACAGAAAGGUAUUCAUAGCACGUUGUUCUGAGGACAUCACUACUGAUGAUCUUCACAAAUACUUCAGUAAAUUUGGUGAAGUGUCUGACGUGUUUAUACCUAAACCUUUUCGGGCCUUUGCUUUUGUAACAUUUAUGGAUCCAGAGAUAGCCCAGAGUCUCUGUGGAGAAGAUCACAUUAUCAAGGGAACAAGCGUUCAUGUCAGCAGUGCCACUCCCAAAUCACUUGGGAAGUAUGAUGACCAACGACAAGGUGGUCGUGAUAGAGAUGGAAGGAGGGAACGGGAUAGGGGUGAUUAUGAUCGACUUAAACGGAGGGGGGACAACACCCAGUCAAUCAGAAAUGAGACAGCUAUGGAUCAAAAUAUGGGUAUGAAUUUCCUAAACACUGCCAUGUUGGCAGCAGCACAAGCUGUGCUGACGGGACAGGGAGGUUGGGCCGGAAUGGGGACAAACCAACAGCCAGCAGGUAGUCAGGACCAGACUAUGACCCAGAGUUAUCGUGGCUCCAGUCGUCCAGAUAGUGGGAGUCAAAGCUACAGUGGGUGGGCCUAUGAUACUCAAGCUAGUAGUCAAGGAGGUGGGUACAGUGGUUGGAGUGGGAGGGGAGGGGCAAGUGGUUGGAGCUAAAACUAUAAAAUGAAAUGUGAAUUGAGAAAGACAAAGUAUCAGGUGUAGCACAGUCUCUUGAUUUAGCUAUAUAGCUUGAAUUAAAGUUUUAAAGCUUUAUUAAGCUAUUCAGAAUAGCUUGAUAAAGCUUAUAUACAAAAAUGUUUUUUGUAAGAAAUAGAUAAAAAGUCGCAAAUAUAUGUACUAUGGACUAUUAAAAAAGCAACCCAAAUCAAAGAUAGUGAUAACGUUUCAACAUUGAAUGCUUUUAAGCAAAAAUAUUCCAUUGUUUGGAUAACUGCAUGUACACCACCUUGUGUUCCCUGAGGCGUAGAUAAGUAUGAUUGCUUCAAAUUUUGCUGAAUUAUUACCAUUGCAAUCAACUUGUUGACCAGAAUUGACCUUCUUUAAAUUUCAUUCAGUUCCUUUUUAUAGCUCCAUAGUCUCUCAAGGAGACACAGUUUGAUGAGCAAUUAGUAUUGUUUUCAGAAGAGUUCAAGGUUGAAUACUAUUACUGCACCAGGGUGCAACUUUUUGUACAUGCUAAAAGAGUAACACAUUUAAGAAAAUAGUAUGAUUAAAUAGCUAAAUCAAGCUAUUCUGAAUAGCGUAAUAAAGCUUUAUAGCUAAAUCAAGAGAUUGUGUUUGACCUGGUUGUAUGGGAUGGCUUGAGGAACUACAAAUUUUCAAGUAAGGGGUGAACCAUUUUUAUUUUUUUAUGAAA